This is a messenger RNA of Spizellomyces punctatus DAOM BR117, 1308 nucleotides long. RefSeq lists its product as uncharacterized. The transcript has a single exon. Gene Ontology annotation, cellular component: nucleus. Gene Ontology annotation, biological process: nuclear protein quality control by the ubiquitin-proteasome system; proteasome localization. The coding region runs from base 158 to 1159 and encodes 333 amino acids. The record is from RefSeq and is a predicted model, not a curated record. NCBI's taxonomy places the organism in Eukaryota, Fungi, Chytridiomycota, Chytridiomycetes, Spizellomycetales, Spizellomycetaceae.
CCGCGCCCUAUUUUCUCUUGCUCAUUUCUCAUCCCUUGCGCCAAUUAAAAAUUCUGAAUCUUGCCACGAAGCUUGCCCGUACUCGACUGCAAGGCCCACGUACAAACCUCUACUAGCCCGUUUUAUAUAAGACCCGUUUGGGCAUUCUAUUGCAAACAUGAUGCAUCAACGCCCGCCGACUUCGCCUCACGCAUUCGGUUUCCGUCCAACUGACUCUCCUUUGCGCAGCAGUCGUAAACGGAAGCCGUCCUGGGACGACGAUGCAGGCUCUCCGGUCAUGUCAGGACUGGGGUCUCCGUUCUCUCCUUUGACACCCUCGAAGAGGUUUCGGACCGGACCGUUGGACCAGACUCUUUUUCAAAGAUUGCAGGCCAUGCACAACUCGCACGAGCAACAGCAAGUGCAACCUAAAGAACCACAACAGCAGAACAUCCCCCUUCCAGUUGAACGUUUGCUGAGUAGCUUAACGAAAGACCAGCUGGUCGGAAUCAUUUCGUCUUUAAUUCAAAAACAUCCUGUUCUCCAAUCGGAAGUCUCCGAACUCGUCCCCCGCCCAACGCUCGCUUCUGUCGCUGCUCUGCUAAAUCAAGCUGAAAAGUCGCUUGUGGAGGCCUUUCCAUAUUCUAAGCUUGGCCCAGAACGGUCAGACUACGCCUUCAACCGUGUCCGGCCGCAACUCCAGGAAGUUUUACAGCUUAUAAUGCACUACCUCGAUCACUUUGUCCGAUCCGAUUCAUACCCAUCAUCAAUGCACCACGAUUAUCCUGCAACAGCAUUUGGAUACUUGCAUCUUGCCACUGCAUUGACGCACCGUCUUCCUGUUUGGCAAAAUGAUAUUCACAACGAAGAAACGAAAGGGCAACUCUACGCAAGACUGGGCAACGGAUGGAGAGCAGCGGUCACCGAAGUUGGAAAAUUUGUAAAGGAAGGAAAAGUAUACGGAGCAGCUGCGGUUGGGGAAUGGGCCAGAAACUUGCAUCAGCACUCUGCAGAGGUGAAAGGCGCAUACGGUUUCGGAGAAGCUUUUGAAGAGUUCAAGAGUCAUUUGGGUUGGCUGAUUGGUCUAUAUCCGGCUGGAGAGGAUUCUUCUGGUGCUCAAGGUCCUAUGACCUUGAGUGGGGCAUAUUUUGCUGCCUUUCCCAUGGCGGCGGUUGGCUAGCCAUGGUUGGGAGGAUUGAUUCGUAGACAUGUGUAGAUUGCGGUGCAAGGAUGUUCAUCAUGGAAUACGUAUUAUAUUCGUGUACACGUUUGUUGAUGCUGAGCUGCAGAGUUCAUCCAUUAUCAUAACGUUACCAUCUACUUAACCGU